AUGCAUAUAAUGGAAAAGAAGCACUUAAUAAAAUUAUGUAAAAAUUAGAAAUAGGAUGUCAUAUCUGUUAAAAUAAAUCAUUUUUAUAGAUAUAGAUAUGCCUAUUUUUAAUGGAUACUAAGGGAAAUCAAGAAUUUAAUAAAAAAUAAAAUAAUUAGAAAAGCAUGGUGUGUUGCAAAUACUGGAUUUACAGAUCUUGAAACUAAGAUAUAAUCAUUUAAUUCUAGCAUGGAUUACUUUCUAACCAAACCAUUAGAUUCAAAAAACUUACAUAAUUUAAUUAUUUAAAUGUUUCCACUACAUAAAUGA
Paramecium primaurelia is the source of this 309-nucleotide messenger RNA. The record is from the annotation of a GenBank genome assembly. NCBI's taxonomy places the organism in Eukaryota, Ciliophora, Oligohymenophorea, Peniculida, Parameciidae.